Molecule: messenger RNA, 1590 nt
Organism: Tachysurus fulvidraco (yellow catfish)
Lineage: Eukaryota; Metazoa; Chordata; Actinopteri; Siluriformes; Bagridae
Gene: tmem97
Product: transmembrane protein 97
Exons: 3
Coding region: 715-1248 (177 amino acids)
Cellular component (GO): endoplasmic reticulum
Source: RefSeq, a predicted model, not a curated record
ACAACAGAAACAGCGCCGACCAGUGUAAAUACUGUAUGUUCAAACAAUAUUACUUGUGCAGAAAUACUGGAAUGAACACAGUAUUAUAGCAGCACUAUAAUACACUAUGCUCCAUACUUAAUCAUUCCCCUCAUGCUGCUUCUCACCAUGCUUUUUAGCUCCACGUAUAAUUCUGUCUCUCCAAGUGCUAAGGCUUUAUGUCAUGUAAAUAAAGUGGUUGGCGUUUGCUUGCUGAUUGUAUGUAACUACAAUUUUAUUUCACCUCACAGAGAACCAAAAAAGUGAUGUAUACUCUCAUGAGGUCUCAUGAACUCCCAGCAAUCCAUGUGGGUCUUGGGUAACAUCAUCACAUGACAUAUGACAAUAGCAAGACAGUUAUUGUGAAUUAACAUGAAAUGGUGUAUUGUGUGUGUAGCACAUGCAUGUACUUUAUAUUUUGCUUGGCGUUCCAUCACCUCCAUUCAACAUUGAAGCAAACAUUGAUAACUUAUCUCCUGUCUGAACUUGUCCCUUUAAAACCUUUGAUCUCUGCCGCCACGCCCCCUUUAUACAUAACUCCGCCCCGUCGACGCACAAACGACACCAAUAGCCAAUAGCAAGACAGGAUACCGGCGCGUGAGGCCACGUUGCAUUGAACCUCUCCCAGUUUUUUAAGCCUUUGUACCGGACAAAGCUGCAGAAAUUUUCUUUUCUUUCUCCCUGACGGCGUGUAAAAUGCUUCUCCGUGCUUUAGAGCUCGUGUUUUUCUUUUAUUUUGCGUCACACAUCCCUAUCACUCUCUUCAUUGAUCUACAAGCACUCCUACCAGAACACGUGUUUCCUCAAGCUUUUAAAGACGUGCUGCGCUGGUAUGCAUCCGAAUUCAGAGAUCCCAUGGUGCUGGAUCCACCUGUUUGGUUUAAAUCCUUCAUCUUUUGUGAAGCACUCGUUCAGUUGCCCUUCUUUCCUGUUGCAGCAUACGCUUUUUUCAAAGGCAGCUGCAGGUGGAUCAGGACUCCAGCCAUACUGUAUUCUGUGCACGUGGCCACCAGCUUAAUUCCCAUCCUGAGCCACGUCUUACUCUAUAACUUCCCACUGGCUCCUCUUCCGGGUCCACAGACAUCCAAGGAGAGAUGGGCACUGGUGUGUGUUUAUGCUCCAUACUUAAUCAUUCCCCUCAUGCUGCUCCUCACCAUGCUUUUUAGCUCCACGUAUAAUUCUGUCUCUCCAAGUACUAAGGCUUCAUCCAAGAGCAAGAAGCGAAAAUAAAUAAAUCUUAAGAUUUCAAUAAAUUGUUCUAUUCAUUCAUGAUUGUCAAAAAAAAAGGAUUGUUGAAUCAUUACAAUGUUCUGAAUUACCUAAUUAAUAACAUUUUUGAAGAUUCAUUAUUUGGACCAGAAUGAUCGACAUUUUGAUUUGAGGAAUGAAUCUGCUUUUCCACACCACAAAGCUGUAUGAUUGAGAACAGACGUAGACAUGUAUGAGCAAAAUAGUUGUAUUCAAAUGUACAUCAUGUUUAUAUAGUGUCUGUCAAAACCAACAGUAUUUGACAAUAAAUAUUGUGAAUAAAGUGAAGUAAACAAAGCAAAUAAAAUGCACUGUUUGGUUACA